This is a messenger RNA of Spodoptera littoralis (African cotton leafworm), 1107 nucleotides long. Lineage: Eukaryota; Metazoa; Arthropoda; Insecta; Lepidoptera; Noctuidae. The record is from the annotation of a GenBank genome assembly.
AUGUCGAGUAUAUUUUUAUGUUUGUUAACGCUAACUAUUAUUUAUACUGUAAAUGGAAAACUUGACAAUGAUAUAAAUUUUGAUGAGAACAGACGCCAUCAAUCACAUUCGAUGAGACAUAUACGCCGGCGGGGUCACCAUCACAAACCAGGACUACGUAUCAGGAAUGAGCACCAAGUCUACAUUACGGAGCCGAAGACUAACCUGAGGAUUAGAGGUGGCAAUGCGACUGAUACAAAGAACUUCCCCUACAUGGCUGCCAUUAUAAUCAAUGGUAGAUUGUGGUGUGCUGGUACCAUUGUUGAUGUCAACUGGGUGGUUACUGCUGCUCAUUGCUUGAACUAUGUCCUCCACGUAUCCCCACUAAAAACAUUGGGGCAGUAUGUGAAAGUGCGUGUAGGCAGUUCUAGACCCCACGAGGGGGGCACCCUGGUCGACGUAGCCGGUGCUGUACGGCACCCCAAGUUUGAAGAGGAACCUGUACCUCACGCUGAUGUGGCCUUAUUGAAACUUGCUGAGAACAUUGAGUUCCACAGACACGUGAGCCUGCUGAAGAUCUAUGAAGGUAUCAAGGAGCCAUUCGCGCAGAGCUUCGUGGUCGUCACUGGCUGGGGAGCUACAAAAGGUACAGACACAGCCUUCAGAGAACACACGCCUGACCUGAUGACGGGCAGGCUGAAGGUGCGGUCGCAGCACUACUGCAUAGAUGCCUACCAGCUGGUCAAUGGAUUCCAGUUCACUCAAGACUUCUUCUGUGCCUCGUUGAGGAACGGCACCAGGGAUGCUUGCUUGUUCGACGCAGGCGCUCCGGCGGUACAGCAGAACAGAUUGAUGGGUAUCAUGAGCUUCGGGCCUGAACGCUGUGGACAUGAGUUCCAGCCAGCUGUCUUUAUCAAGGCAUUCUACUUUAGAGACUUCGUAAAAUCAACAAUAGCUUCAUACAAGACGACGGCUGAGCUGAUAGAUGCCGUGCAGGAGAUCGACCCGAGCUUGCAACAACAUGAAACGCUGCACGAGGGUGUACCACAAGAAGUGCCGGAGAAGUUAAGGGACGAUGUCAGAAACGCCUGGGAGGCGGCCACUGAGCCCGAUGUAAAGCACGAUUAA